AGUGCCGACGCCAUUUUAAUCUAGUCCGAAAAGUUAUUUAGUAACUCUACUACACCAACAUCAACAAUGAAUAAAAUUCCUAAAUAAAAUUAUAGAGAUUUUUAUUUUUCUAAAAGAUGGUAACACUGGCAGCGCCAAAUAUUUAAACGCUGUUUGAUCAAUAGUUCUCAAAAAAAAAAUCUCAUGAACUUAUUAUGGUAUUGUUUUUAAUCAAAUCUAAAAAAAUAUUUCCGAAUCUAACUAAACGGAGGCUAUAAAGUUUUUUGAACUUGGUAAUUAAAACAUUUUUUUUUUUUAAUUCAAAAAUUACAAUGGAAAUUAAACAAAAUUAUCCAAGAAAUUUAGUUGAAAGAGCAAUAAUUACUCAAGAUACACAAAAAGCUAUUACAGAAUACCACCAAUUAAAAUCACAGGAACAACAGAUCAAAAAAUAUCCAAACUGGGAUGUUGCUCAAUCUGGACAAGGAAUAAAAUUAUUAAAAGCGUACCGAGAAUUAGCACAAGCCGAGAAUAACCUCGAGACAAAACGUAAAGAACAAGUUGAGAAACAUCAACACAUGCAACAACAAUGGGCUGAAAUGCGACGAAAGGAAACACUCUUCAGAGAGCUUUUUAUCAAGUUUAAUCAAUUUAUUAUAGAAAAUGGCCAAAAACGAGAACGAGCUAUGCGAAAAAUCACUGAAGAAAAAGAAUGUUCUGAAAGAUAUCAUCAAGAAAUUGAAGAAUUAAAUAAAAAACUACAACAUUUAACAUCUGUUUGUGAUAAAAUGCAAGAAUCAAUUGAGUAUUUUAAACGAGGAAAGAAUUAUCUUGAACGCGUUGUUAACGAAACUGGUGAAUUUUCAUCAAUAAAUGAUAUCUUUAACAGAUAUGAAAGUCUGAUGGAAGCACGACAGACACAUGUUGAUAGUCAAGAUAAAAAUUUCGAACAAAUUGAAGGAAUUGGCAAUCAGAUGCAACACAUGACUCAAGAGAAAGAACAAAAAUUAAUGAAUUUAAAUAAUCAAUUAGCUGAUCUACAAAUACAAUAUGAUAAAGCAAAAGCAGAAACUAUGAAAUGGGAGAAAAUUGUUUCACAAAUAAAAGCAGUAGUGUCUGUUAAAAUUUUAGAAUUAAUUAGAAUUCAAUCAGCUUGUUGGAAUCUGUACACUCAAAUACGCAAGAGAAAAGGUCUACGAGUUGAAAUUGCUAAGGAUGAAAUAGAAACUCAAUUAAUAGAAAUUAAACAAACCAUUUUAGUACUUAAAAAUAUCGUGAAAGCUGCUGAGAAGCAAGCCUUAUUGAAAAACAAAUAA
This is a messenger RNA of Chelonus insularis, 1295 nucleotides long. Its product is annotated as coiled-coil domain-containing protein 42 homolog. Bases 312 to 1295 code for a protein of 327 amino acids. The transcript is spliced from 4 exons. Lineage: Eukaryota; Metazoa; Arthropoda; Insecta; Hymenoptera; Braconidae. The record is from RefSeq and is a predicted model, not a curated record.